Molecule: messenger RNA, 4259 nt
Organism: Epinephelus lanceolatus (giant grouper)
Lineage: Eukaryota; Metazoa; Chordata; Actinopteri; Perciformes; Serranidae
Gene: gfra3
Product: GDNF family receptor alpha 3
Biological process (GO): nervous system development
Cellular component (GO): external side of plasma membrane; signaling receptor complex
Molecular function (GO): signaling receptor activity
Source: RefSeq, a predicted model, not a curated record
GGAGGAGGAGGAGGGAUAUCACCAGUUAAUAACCUCAGCCUCCUCUGCCUGUCAGCAUCAUGAUCGCAGAAUGUAACGGGAACCCCUCAACAGCGGAGCCGCGCCGUGAUGACUGUCCGCGGGCAGAGCUGCAGCCCAGUGACGCUUGACAUCUCUGCCAUCCAGUAGUUGAUUCCCUCAAGCCGCGCGGUGUGAUUCUGGAGCCUUGGCACACUCUCACCACUCAGAGGCUGCCUCUCCGGCGCGUACUUUGCUCCGACACAUUCCUCCGAGGCUUCUCCUUCCUUCUAUCUGGGGAUUUGAAACUUGAGCGACUUUUACCGUCGCAGGCAGAGAAACAAAAGGUCGGACGGAUAGUGUCAGCGUGGUGAAUGUAGCGGCAGGCAGGCUGGGUGUCUGUCUGCGGGGCGCACAGCGGUGCUGCUGGACCAGCCGAGAACGCACCAAGUCCCGUCCCACAUCCCCGUUUUACCCCCCCGUGUCCCGAACACAGCAAACAUGAUUCUCCUCGGGACUGUGCUCGCUCUUUUCUUCUCAGGUGUGUUGCCAUACUCAGCACCCGUCUUCCCCUUCCCUCCCUCCCCCACUGACUGUGUUGAAGCUCUUCGAGUGUGCUCCGCCGACCCCCGGUGUGAGGCGUUGUACCGGGGCUUAGAGCUGUGUGCGGCAGAUGCAGCAGUGACCCCACUGGGGGAGCAGGCAGCAGCCGAGUGUCUGGAGAGACAGGACGCUCUGCUGGCUAAACACCCCGCUCUCUUGGCCUGCAAGUGCCAGCGUGGCUUCCGCAAGGAGGAGCAGUGCCUGCGCAUAUAUUGGAGUGUUCGUCUGCUGCCAGGGGAGGAUGAACUAGAAAUAUCUCCCUAUGAUGACACACUAAUGGAUACUCGCAUGGCUUCCUUAGUGGCAGCCUCAUCUUUCAUGCAAUUGGAUGGUGAGAACCAGUGCCUGAAGGCAGCGCAGGACUGUGGCCUGUAUGAGAAGUGUGGCUCUCUGCGAUCAGAGUAUGUCCUGGCCUGUACCAAACGGGUGCCUGGGACCACCCGGUGCAACCAGCACAAAUGUCACCGGGCCCUGCGGCGCUUCCUGGAGCGGGUGCCUGAGGAAUACAGCCUGGGCGUCCUGUUCUGCCCCUGCACUAACACCCUGUGUGGUGAAAGGAGGAGGAAAACUAUUGUGCCCUCCUGCUCCUACCAAGAGAUGGAGGGUCUGCAACCCAACUGCCUCCACCAGCAGAGCUUCUGUCGCCGAGAUGACCUCUGCAGGUCCAGACUGGCUGAUUUCCUUAAUAACUGCCAGCCAUCUCCUCUGACGGCCAGCGGCUGUCUGAAAGACUCAGCAGGCCUGUGCCUCCGAGCCUACGCUGGACUCAUCGGUACCAUCAUGACCCCAAACUACAUCAGUAACAGCUCUGCAGAUGUGUCGCUGUGGUGCAACUGUGAGGGCAGUGGCAACCAGUGGCAGGACUGUCUGAGACUGCAGCGCAUGUUCACCCACAACACCUGCCUGCGUAACUCUAUCAGUUGGAUGGGGAGCCCCGACUCCCUGCCUGCAGACAUCACCCCCCCUCCUGCUCCCAGGCCCUCCCCGCUGGUUCAGGAGGAUGAGCUGCUGAGCAACAACCACCUGCCUGAACACAACAACAUCGUGGUGGAGAGUGAGGAAGAGGAGGAACUGACACAGACAGAGGAGGAGGGCGAUGAAGGUGGCCAGUUUGACGUCAUCCCGCUGUACUCGGAGAGGGCCACCGUUUCCAACCUGGGCUCCUCCGGGACAGGUGGGGCUGCAUCCCUCACCACCGGCCCUCCGAAAGUCAUACUACUGCUCCUUCUGCUUCUGUCUGCCUCCCUCAGCUGGGGGUAGAACAGAGGAUAUAGAGAAGACACACACACACACACACAUACAUGCACACUCACAUAUGAUGGACCUGCCAACACUCCUGGACUGAUCGCUGUAAAAUUCUAGGAGACAGUGAAGAAAUGGACUUCACGUUUGUCAGUAGCAUCCCCUUGAUUCCUCACCUCUGUCCUUGCUUCCUUCCUUUCCUCCUUUGAAAACGGCACUUUGUUCAACAUGGUCUGACUGCCGCUGCAGUGGUGUAUUAAUGUCCUGGGAGCACAAAAGACCUAAGUGUGGUAGGUGUUCACAUGCUGCCAAUGUAUCUGUUGCUGUCGUAGGUCCCGAAAAAACAUGUUAAUUUAAGUGGCUUGCUCGGUUAUUGGCACACAAAGGUGUGUUAGUAGCAUGAAAUAUUGGCUUGUCAUACCGAACAGAAAGUAAUUGCAAGCAGCUGAGUCCUAAUUUUAAUCAUCAGUGGUGAAUAUACACUUCUGACAGCAAUGAUACCUCCCAGUUGCCAAAAAGAAACAACCAAGUGUCCACAAACUGGUGCCAAAAUGUCUGCACUCGCUGGCAGUUCAGCACAAUAAAAUACAUUAUAUUUAGAUUAUAAACUAUUCAAAAAAGAGCUGCAUAACUAACUCACAGUUGGUUUAACUUGUUAAUAAAAGGCUACAAAUAAACCAUGUACCAUAAUAAAAGUAGUAAACUAGUUAGGCUACAUUUCCAUCCAUCUAGUGUGCAAACAAUGUAAUUAGAGGGAACCUACUGGUGCUUCAUUCCCACUGCAUAGUUCAGCUGGACUUGACUUGACUCAGCUUACUUUUGGUACCUGGUCCUUUUCUCUGUUAUGUUUUUCACCGUGGGUAGCAUCCCCUCAGUAUCAGCUGAUCGCCAUAGGGGCAUCAUAGGAAACUGCCAUGUCAUCCUCUUCAAGUUGCCGAACCCUUUUGAUUGGCAACACGGGGAUAUCUGCGCUUCGUCAACUGUACAAUGUGGUGUAGGCCUUCGGCAGCUAAUGAUGGUAGCUUGGCUAAAGUGGCAGGUUUGAGUAAGAUGUCCCAUGUGGCACCAUUGAUGAUUCUCUCUGACCAAUUGGUGGACUGCAGUGUUUUAACUCCACCCUUUGGUUUCAGCUGGAACCUCGACCAAAAAAGUACCAGGUAGUAUCCACAACUUUUGCUAAUGGAAAACCAAAAAAAGGCAAGUCGAGUAGGGUAGAGCCGUGUCGUACCGUGCAGUGGAAAUGCAGCAUUAGAAUAAUGUGUGAACUCUCCCAGUCAUAACAACUGUCUUUUCCUCUUUUUCCCAUUCUGCACACACAGUGCAUUAACUACCUUAUCAUAACAUACUUCUCCAUUCUAAAGAAUUUCAGUGCUAACAAACAUAGCGUGUCAGGCUGCAAGCACCUUACACAACAUAUGCAACAUAUUAGUUUAUUUAUUCACCAAUUGAGCUUGGCCUAUUUUAACUGAGGGACUCUUUUGGCUUUCUGUUAUAUUACAACAUAGAAAAAGAAAAUCUGAAAACAUUGGUACAUGUUGUGUUGCCAUAGAGAAAACAAAUGUUGCAUGCUAAUGAAUUCAGACAGUCCCUCCAGGAUUUCGCGGGCUUGUGAUGCAUGUUGCAAUAUUUUUAGGUGUUUUUUUUGUUUUGUUUUUUUGCAAUGAAAUUGCAGGAGCAAGUGAAAACUGUAAAAAAUAGUAGCCAUGCAGGGACUAUUGAUAUGAGCAUUCAGUGUUUCCCACAGAAUUAGAAUGUAUUGAAGUAGCACUGAAAAACCAUCUCCAUUUGCUACAAUCCUCCUCCUCUAUCUGUCUGUCUCUUUGCCCAGUUAGCACAAGCUAACACAGUAGCAGUGGCUAACAUCCAACACUGAGUCUUAAACGGUACCAGCAAUCUCCCAUCAACAUGGAAAUGGCUCAAUUCUGUCCUUAAAUCCAUUAAUAAACAUUGGGUUACAUUAGCUGUGUGAAAAGUUAACAGUUUACAGUUAACCCUGUCAUUGUAUGUGUGUCUCAAGCAGCAACCCCCAUGGCUGAAAAACAGAGUAAAUCCUCACAGAGCCCCAUAUUAGAAUGUCCAACAUGUUCACAGCUUGGUACAAAAAUGGUUUUGGUCUCUAUAGCUGAUUUCAAUAAUCAUGACAACUGUACAGGGGGUCAAUUUUUAUAUGACUCACCUGUUUACAUUUCGUUAAGGCCCAAAGGCAUACAUAUGUCAGGGUGGGGCCACUUGAGUGACUGGCUGUGAGGCGUCUCCACAGUCUAUGAGUCAUGUCCACCCCUCGCUCCUUCACAGCUCCAACCUCUUAUCCAGUUGUCACUUCUGGCUCCAAAAAACCAAGCAGGUGAUGGCUGAAAUGCCAGACUCUAGGCUUCAUAACAGCAGUCCACAAAGCAAUAGGUGCUGUCAUGGUAGCU